Molecule: messenger RNA, 1426 nt
Organism: Python bivittatus (Burmese python)
Lineage: Eukaryota; Metazoa; Chordata; Lepidosauria; Squamata; Pythonidae
Source: RefSeq, a predicted model, not a curated record
AUGCACUUAAAAGCAGCCAUUGAAGACAUACUGCCAACCCUGAAACAAGAAAAUGUGCUCGUUUAUUUCUUAAAUAGGACAUCUGACACCGAGGGGGUUGACAGUUUCCUUGACAAGAUGGAUGCAGCUUCAGAUGAGGCUGUUCCAGAGUCUUGGAGAUCAAAUGUCACUUUCAGAAGUCCCGCCUUGUACAUUUAUACCUCUGGAACUACAGGCCUCCCCAAAGCUGCCGUGAUUACUCAUCAACGUACAUUAUUAGCUUGUGGUUUGAUUAUAGCCAGCGGUGUCACUUCGGAGGACAUUAUUUAUACCACUCUGCCAUUAUAUCACAGCUCUGCCCUCUUGCUUGGAGUACAUGGUUGCAUCAUGCAAGGUGCUACCCUAGUUUUACGCUCAAAAUUCUCUGCUUCUCAGUUUUGGGAUGACUGUAGAAAAUACAAGGUGACCGUCGUACAAUAUAUUGGAGAGGUGCUUCGUUAUUUAUGUCAUGUGCCCAAGAAAGAUGAUGAUCAGAACCAUACAGUAAGACUUGCUGUGGGUAAUGGCUUACGGGCUGAUGUUUGGAGAGAAUUUAUCAGAAGGUUUGGAGACAUACGUAUUUUUGAGUUUUAUGCAGCCACUGAAGCCAAUGUUGGAUUUGCUAAUUAUACUGGAAAAAUUGGAGCUGUGGGAAGAUUGAACUACUUCCAUAAGAAAAUAAUACACUACGAACUCAUUAAAUAUGAUGUGGAGAAAGAUGAGCCUAUCAGAGAUGAAAAUGGCUACUGCAUAAAAGUUCCUAAAGGUGAAGUGGGGCUGUUGGUUUGCAAAAUCACCCGGUUGGCUCCAUUUAGUGGUUAUGCAGGAUCAAAGAGUCUGACGGAAAAGAAGAAGCUAAGAGAUGUUUUCCAGAAAGAUGAUGUAUACUUCAACAGUGGAGAUCUUUUAAUGAUUGGUCGUGACAACUUUGUUUAUUUCCAUGAUCGAGUUGGAGAUACAUUCCGAUGGAAAGGAGAAAAUGUGGCCACAACAGAAGUUGCUGAUAUUUUAGGACUAAUCAACUUUAUUCAGGAGGUGAACGUGUAUGGUGUACCUGUACCAGAUCAUGAAGGCCGAAUAGGCAUGGCAUCCAUUCGACUAGCAGAUGAUUGUGAAUUUAAUGGAGAAAUUCUCUACAAGCAUGUGAAAGAUUACUUGCCACUUUAUGCAAGACCAUAUUUUGUGAGGAUUCAGGAUGCUAUUGAGAUCACAGGAACAUUUAAGUACCGCAAAGUGCAGUUAGCAGAAGAAGGAUUCAAUCCGGCAGUUGUCAAAGACACCUUAUAUUUUUUGGAUGAUAAAGAGAAGACCUACGUACCCUUGACAGAGGACAUCUAUAACUCAAUAUGUAGCAACAGAUGGAAACUAUAGUGCUUCUGAAGUUAUUUUAAAAAAAAGUCUGUUGUCA